CAGAUUAGCCAGCAUGCUGUGCUUCCUGGUGCCCCGGCUGCUGUGUGUCCAGGGCAGGACAGCCUCAUACUCUUCUGCAGCAUCCCUCCCAAGACCCAUUUUGAACCCCGACAUCUGCCAUAACCAGCUGUUCAUCAACAAAGAGUGGCAAGAUGCAGUCAGCAAGAAGACCUUCCCCAUGAUAAAUCCCACCAUGGGAGAGGUCAUUGGGCUUGUGGCUGAAGGAGACCAAGCUGAUGUGGACCGAGCUGUGACCGCAGCCCGGGAAGCCUUCCACUUGGGGUCUCCAUGGCUCAGGAUGGACACUUCUGAGUGGAGCUGGUUAUUGAACCACCUGGCUGACCUAGUGCAGUGUCUGACCUAGUGCUGACCAAGUGUCUACUUGGCCUCACUGGAGAUCUUGGACAAUGGGAAUCCUUUCCAGGCAUCUUAUGCCUUAGACCCGGAUGAGCUCAACGAGGUUUACUGCUACUUUGCCGGCUGGGCUGACAAGUGGCAUGGCAAAACCAUUCCCAUGAAUGGUGAGCAUUUCUGUUUUACCCAGCAUGAGCUGGUGGGUAUCUGUGGCCCGAUAAUCCCCUGGAACUUCCCCGUGGUCAUGCAGGACUGGACCGCCCCUGUGCUUGCCACAGGCAACACUGUGGUCAUGAAGGUGGCAGAGCAGACUCCACUUUCUACCCUUGCCUCCCUCAGCAAGGAGGCAGGCUUUCCUCCCAGGAUGGUAAACAUCAUCACAGGCUACGGCCUCACCGCAGGAGCGGGCAUCGUCCAGCACAUGGAGAUUGAUAAAGUUGCCUUCACUGGCUCCACCGAGGUGGGCCACCUGAUUCAGAAGGCCGCUGGUGAGUCCAAUCUUAGGAGAGUCACACUGGAGCUGGGUGGGAAGAGCCCCAGCAUCGUGUUGGCUGAUGCUGACAUAGGUCAUCCCAUGGACCAGUGUCACGAAGCCCUCUUCUUCAACGUGGGCUAGUGCUGUUGUGCAGGUCCCUGGACCUUCGUGGAAGAAUCCAUCUAUGAUGAGCUGCUUGAGAGAACUGUGGAGAAAGCCAACCAGAGAAAACUUGGGAACCCCUUUGAGCUAGAUCCCCAGCAGGAGCCCCAGGUCAACAAGGAACAGUUUGAACGAAUCCUGGGCUAUGGCCAGCUUGGCCAGAAGGAAAGGGCCAAACUUCUCUGUGCAUGGUGGGGGGAGCAUUUUGGGGUGCAUGGCUUCUUCAUCAAGCCCACAGUCUUUGGGGGUGUACAGGAUGACAUGAGGAUUUCUCAGGAGGAGAUCUUUGGGCCCGUGCAGCCAUUGUUCAAGUUUAAGAAGAUCAAGGAGAUCACUGAGAGGGCCAACACCACUGAAGGGCUGGCUGCAGCUGUGUUCACUGGGAACCUGGACAAAGCCAUAUACUUCACCCAGGCUCUCCAAGCUGGCUCUCCAAGGUGGGUGAACACCUACCACAUCGUCACCUGCCACAGGCCAUUUGGAGGCUUUAAGGAAUCUGGUAAUGGGAGGGAGCUGGGGGAGGACGGGCUGAGAGCCUACAUGGAGGUGAGGAUGGUCACUGCCAAGGUUCCUCAGAAGAACUCAUGAGAAUGGCCCCUGUGGAU
This is a messenger RNA of Dipodomys spectabilis (banner-tailed kangaroo rat), 1596 nucleotides long. RefSeq names its product aldehyde dehydrogenase 1 family member B1 (gene Aldh1b1). The record is from RefSeq and is a predicted model, not a curated record. Lineage: Eukaryota; Metazoa; Chordata; Mammalia; Rodentia; Heteromyidae. Gene Ontology annotation, molecular function: aldehyde dehydrogenase (NAD+) activity.